Tachysurus fulvidraco (yellow catfish) is the source of this 3132-nucleotide messenger RNA. RefSeq names its product cholinergic receptor, nicotinic, alpha 7a (neuronal) (gene chrna7a). Gene Ontology annotation, cellular component: neuron projection; synapse; postsynaptic membrane. The coding region runs from base 104 to 1579 and encodes 491 amino acids. Lineage: Eukaryota; Metazoa; Chordata; Actinopteri; Siluriformes; Bagridae. The record is from RefSeq and is a predicted model, not a curated record. Gene Ontology annotation, biological process: monoatomic ion transmembrane transport; chemical synaptic transmission; nervous system process. Gene Ontology annotation, molecular function: transmembrane signaling receptor activity; acetylcholine-gated monoatomic cation-selective channel activity. The transcript has 10 exons.
CACCGCAUCCACGCAGCAUUUACGAGCGUUUCCAUCCCUAAAGGAGGGAGAGGGUCUGAUUCGGGAUAUUUCCCCAGUCCUAAUUUCUUCCUUCCAGGCUAAAAUGGGAAUUUGUGGCUUUGCGUUUUGUUUGGCAAUCACUACGUGUCUGUGGAGGGCGUCCAUUCAAGGAGAGCACCAAAGGAGGCUGUAUCGAGACCUCAUGAAAGACUACAACCCUCUUGAGAGACCUGUGUUUAACGACACUCAGUCACUCACAGUAAACUUCAGCUUCAGCUUGAUGCAGAUCAUGGAUGUGGAUGAGAAGAAUCAAGUUCUCACAACAAACAUAUGGCUGCAGCUGUACUGGUUUGAUCAUUACCUUAAAUGGAACGUCUCGGAAUAUCCCGGCGUGACGAGCGUCCGAUUUCCCGAUAGCCAGAUUUGGAAACCUGACAUUUUGCUAUAUAACAGUGCUGACGAGCGAUUCGAUGCCACCUUUCACACCAACGUGCUAGUCAGCUCCAACGGCGCCUGCCAAUACUUACCACCAGGUAUCUUUAAGAGCACGUGCCACAUCGACGUGCGGUGGUUUCCCUUCGAUGUCCAGCGGUGCGACCUGAAGUUUGGCUCUUGGACAUACGGUGGCUGGUCUCUGGACCUGCAAAUGAUUGAGGCUGACAUCACAGGCUAUAUAGCUAACGGAGAAUGGGAUCUAGUAGAGGUACCAGGUCGCAGGAACGAAAGAUUCUACGACUGCUGUAAGGAACCGUACCCGGAUGUGACAUUUACGGUGGUGAUGCGCAGAAGAACGCUGUACUACGGUCUAAACCUGCUCAUCCCAUGUGUCCUUAUCUCUACACUGGCUCUGCUCGUCUUCCUCCUGCCUGCGGAUUCGGGCGAGAAAAUCUCCCUCGGAAUCACAGUUUUGCUCUCACUGACUGUCUUCAUGCUGCUGGUGGCUGAAAUCAUGCCUGCGACAUCCGACUCUGUGCCUUUAAUCGCCCAGUAUUUUGCCACUACCAUGGUUAUUGUGGGGUUGUCGGUAAUAGCCACAGUUUGGGUCCUACAGUACCACUACCAUGAUCCCGAUGGAGGGCAAAUGCCAAGAUGGACACGUGUGGUGCUGGUGAACUGGUGCGCCUGGUUCUUGCGGAUGAAAAGGCCGGGCGAGAAGCGAGUGUGCUCAGCAUGCCACGACAAGCGUCCACGCAGCAGCGUCUCCAGUGUAGAACCGACCAAUGGAAACAUUCUCUACAUGGGCCUGCGUGGUAUGGAGAGCCUGCCUUGUGCCACGUCACCCGACUCUGGGGUGGUGUGCGCACGCCUGAUGGGUGCAUCCGAAGAAGCUCCGUCAGUGAGCAGCGGUCAGGGAGACACAGAGCUGUCCAAGAUCCUGGACGAGGUGCGUUACAUUACUAAGAGAUUCCAUGACCAGGAUGAAGAGGAGUCUUUGUGCAGCGAGUGGAAGUUUGCCGCCUCAGUUAUCGACCGCUUGUGUCUCAUGGCCUUUUCCAUGUUCACCGUCCUCUGCACCAUCGGCAUCCUCAUGUCAGCCCCGAAUUUCAUCGAAGCAAUUUCCAAAGACUUCUUCACUUAAACACCGUGUGUGUGUGUGUGUAGUUUUUCCGGCAGCAAGUCAGAGAUGUAGUUCAGCCAAAAUGAAAUAGACACACUUUUUCCUUUAAUGAAUUUAAGCAGCUAAGACACAGCUUCUCAUACUGAUUAAGAAAAACGUCAGACACUGCGAGUAACCCUGGGUCGUUCUAAACCCUGUGUUUAAUCCCACGCAGAAGAACAUUUCACACUGUGCGGAUAACCGGCUUUUUACCCGGGGGUAUGAAAACUUCAGAAUUAACCAGAAAUUAAACAGCAUGUGCUUCAUAUCACAUGAUUUAUACAGCCACGUGUGAACAGUAGUUAAAAUUGAAAAGAUAAAAAUAAUGUCAAAUGGUGACAGAAAUCGGGUCAGUUAGAAGAGAACUUUAUGUCUUUUCAGGACAGAUUGUACAUCAGUCAGAAAUAAUAAGAGUAUUUAAGAACUGACUAAAGAAUUAGUAGAAGUUUGAUAUCAGCGAACGUCUGGUCGACUACACGACAAAGAUGAUAAGGCCAAAACAAAUUAGAAACCUAUAAAAAAAAAAAAAAAAAAGGGAAACAAUAUCUGUAUAAUCUGUGUUUUCCUUCUUUCUUUCUACCUGUUGUGAAAGCAUGCGAAAGACUUUGUUGAUGGCACAAGUAUGCAAAUAUGACGGUUAAGCCAGGUGAUAGGAAUGUAACGGUUAUGAAGAGUCAGGAUUAAAUGUAAACCCUAAAUAAAGUAUUAUACUAGCAGUGUGAAAUGUCACACAAGGUAACAUUUGAGUCUGUUUAUAAGGAGUUUACUAGGACCCAGUGGAGCUAUUUGAGUGUGGAAAGCUUGUCUUGGCUGAUUAAAUUUUAAUUUCUUAGCUGAAAUUAGUAAUGAAUAGAAUAAAUGACUUGCAACACUUAACAGUCUGGUGUUCUUUUAGUUAAAUAAGUGUGUAGUGUUUUCGUAACUUUUCAUAUAAUCGAUUAUAAUCGCAAUAAUCUAAACUCAGUAGAUAGACUUAUCUUACACACCGAUAAAGAUCUGCAUUUCUUAUUUAUAUUAUUUUAAUUGAAGAAAUACAUAAAGCAAUAUUUCAGUUUCUUUUCAUGUAUUUAGUGCACAGAGUGAUCACUGUAUCCUUGUAUCUGAUGUGGAUGAUGUGUUUAAUUUUCAAACUUAACGCUAGGAAAAUCCAAUAUAAGACAUCAUGAAGCUUUGUAGGUCUGAAUUUCCUUUUUCCUUUUUUUUCAAAGUGUGUGUGUGCCUUUAUGAUGUAGAGUGACAAAUAAACAUAUUUUUUUAUAACUUAGAAAAAUAAAAUCACUGUGGUUCCUUAAAAUGAUAUAAGGAUAAAAAUAAAGAAAGGAUAAUAGAUGGAAGUGCAUUGAAAUUUACUACACGUGAUGAACACAAUACACACACUUAGAGGUUUAUUAAUAACCUAAUAACUAUACGAGAGCACAUCAUAAAACAGAAACGAAAUAGUUUCCAUGAUGUGCUUUAUAUGUAUGAAGUAACAGAAAAAUAAAAAAUAAUGCUGUCUCAUGAUACAACCUAAUAAAAGCUAAGGAUUCUGUUAA